UCAUCUCACUGCUAUAAAAGCUCAUCACAAAGUCAAAGUCAAGGCCAAAAUUUUACUUCACUCCGAUAUACACACCGGAAUCUGUGUUGUGGUAAGUGGUAAUCCAAUCACAGGAAUGGCGAAAGUGGGUAGAAUGAAGUUGGGUUCAGAAGGGUUGGAGGUAUCUGUGCAAGGACUUGGGUGCAUGGGCAUGUCUGCAUUCUAUGGUCCUCCUAAGCCUCAAUCUGAUAUGAUUGCUCUUAUCCACCACGCUGUCCAAAGUGGUGUCACUUUUCUCGACACUUCUGAUGUCUAUGGCCCUCACACCAACGAAGUCCUUCUAGGAAAGGCUCUGGAGGGAGGGGUGAGGGAGAAGGUUGAAUUGGCUACCAAGUUUGGAAUCAACCUUGCUGAUGGGAAAAGAGAGAUUCGUGGUGAUCCUACAUAUGUGAGGGCUGCUUGUGAGGGAAGCUUAAAGAGACUUGGUAUCGAUUGCAUCGAUCUCUAUUACCAACAUCGUAUUGAUACUCGUGUGCCAAUUGAAGUCACGGUUGGGGAGCUUAAAAAACUUGUCGAGGAAGGAAAAAUAAAAUACAUUGGUCUGUCUGAGGCCUCGGCUUCAACAAUCAGAAGAGCACAUGCAGUUCAUCCAAUAACAGCCGUGCAGUUGGAGUGGUCCCUAUGGUCAAGAGAUGCGGAGGAAGAAAUAAUUCCAACUUGCAGGGAACUUGGUAUUGGAAUUGUUGCAUAUAGUCCUCUUGGGCGAGGAUUCUUUUCAUCAGGAACAAAGUUGCUUCAGAAUUUGACACAGGAUGAUUUCCGGCAGGCUCUGCCUAGAUUCCAACCUGAAAAUUUGGAGCAGAAUAAGACUAUAUUCGAGAGGGUUAAUGAAUUGGCUGCAAGAAAGGGAUGUACUCCAUCUCAACUUGCAUUGGCUUGGGUUCAUCACCAAGGAAAAGACGUGUGCCCUAUACCUGGAACCACCAAAAUUGAGAACCUUAAUCAGAACAUUGGGGCUUUAUCUGUCAAACUAACACCAGAAGAAAUGGCAGAACUUGAGUCUUUUACUGCUGCAGAUGCUGUCAAGGGUGACAGGUAUAUGGAUAGUUUUGCUACAUGGAAGGAAUCUGAUACUCCACCACUUUCUUCUUGGAAAGCUGGCAAAAUAAAAUAUACUGGUCUGUCUGAGGCCUCAGCUUCAACAAUCAGAAGAGCACAUGCAGUUCAUCCAAUAACAGCCGUGCAGUUGGAGUGGUCUCUAUGGUCAAGAGUUGUGGAGGAAGAUAUAAUUCCAACUUGCCGGGAACUUGGUAUUAGAAUUGUUGCAUAUAGUCCUCUUGGGCGAGGAUUCUUUUCAUCAGGAAAAAAGCUGCUUGAGAAUUUGACACAGGAUGAUUACCGGAAGAUUCUGCCUAGAUUGAAACCUGAAAACGUUGAGCAGAAUAAUACUAUAUUUGAGAGGGUGACUGAACUGGCUGCAAGAAAGGGAUGUACUCCAUCUCAACUUGCACUGGCCUGGGUUCAUCACCGGAAGAAAUGGCAGAACUUGAGUCCUUUGCUGCUGCAGAUGUUGUCAAGGGUGAUCGAUACAUGGAUGAGGUGGCUACAUGGAAGAAAUCGGAUACUCCACCACUUUCAUCUUGGAAAGCUUCUUAAUGAAGUGCAUUACUUAAUGCUUGUACUAUAUGCUUGUAAUAGUGUACCUUAUUUAAAAGGAAUUUGGCUGUUUCAACCCUUCUAGUUUCUAGCAGUUGGU
This is a messenger RNA of Cajanus cajan (pigeon pea), 1735 nucleotides long. Its product is annotated as putative aldo-keto reductase 2. Gene Ontology annotation, cellular component: cytoplasm. NCBI's taxonomy places the organism in Eukaryota, Viridiplantae, Streptophyta, Magnoliopsida, Fabales, Fabaceae. The record is from RefSeq and is a predicted model, not a curated record.